AUGGCAAUGGAAGAGGAAGACAAGGUGAAAGUACUCGACGAGGAGGAGAUCUCCAUCCUGAAGGCUUACAACCGUGGCCCAUAUGCCGAAACAAUCAAGAAGCUUGAAAAGGACGUUUCCGAUUUGGCUAACGAAAUCCACUCGCUGGUCGGUAUCCAGGAAAGUGACACCGGACUUGCUCCAGUUUCCCAGUGGGACUUGAACGGCGACAAAAGAUUGAUGGAGGAACAACCCCUCUUGGUUUCUCGUUGUGUGAAGGCAAUGCCAGAAGCGCGGGAGCCAAGAUACGUCAUCUCCAUCAAGGAGUAUGCCAGAUUCGUUGCUGGGAAGUCGGCAAAAGUUGACAAAGACAGUAUUCAAGACGGAACCAGAAUUGGCGUCGAUAGAGGAAGGUACGAAAUCAAGAUGGCUCUCCCGCCAAAGAUCGACCCGUCUGUCUCUGUCAUGCAGGUUGAAGAGAAACCCGAUGUCACUUACAAGGACAUUGGUGGAUGCAAAGAGCAGAUCGAGAGAAUCAGAGAAGUUGUUGAAUUACCUAUGCUACACCCAGAAGCGUUUGAGAAUUUGGGAAUCGAUCCACCAAAGGGUGUGUUGCUUUAUGGCCCACCAGGAACUGGUAAAACAUUGUUGGCAAGAGCUGUUGCAAACCGAACAGAGUCUACCUUUGUAAGAGUCAUUGGAUCGGAGUUGGUUCAGAAGUACGUUGGAGAAGGAGCCAAGAUGGUGAGAGAUUUGUUCGAUAUGGCUAAAAGCAAAAAGAGUUGCAUCAUUUUCUUCGAUGAAAUUGACGCGGUCGGAGGAACAAGAUUCCAAGACGACACUGGAGAAAGUGAGGUUCAGAGGACCAUGCUUGAGUUGAUUAAUCAAUUGGAUGGUUUUGAUAAGAGAGGUAAUAUCAAGGUAUUGAUGGCGACUAACAGACCAGAUACCCUUGAUCCAGCACUUGUAAGACCCGGAAGACUUGAUAGAAAGAUUGAAUUUGGGCUUCCAGACAUUGACGGAAGAUCCGAGAUUUUCAAGAUUCACACAAAGCCGAUGAGUGUCGCGAAGGACAUCAGAUACGACUUACUUGCCCGUCUUACUCCCAACGCGACAGGUGCCGACAUUCAGUCGGUCUGCACUGAAGCAGGUAUGUUUGCCAUCAGAGCGCGCCGUAAGGUGAUCACUGAACGAGAUUUCUUAGACGCGAUCGACAAGGUCAUCAAGGGAUAUCAAAAGUUCUCUGCCACACCAAAGUAUUUGGCAUACAAUUAA
This is a messenger RNA of Entamoeba invadens IP1, 1254 nucleotides long. RefSeq names its product 26S protease regulatory subunit, putative. Gene Ontology annotation, molecular function: ATP binding; proteasome-activating activity; ATP hydrolysis activity. The transcript has a single exon. Gene Ontology annotation, cellular component: proteasome regulatory particle, base subcomplex. Lineage: Eukaryota; Evosea; Mastigamoebida; Endamoebidae. The record is from RefSeq and is a predicted model, not a curated record. The coding region runs from base 1 to 1254 and encodes 417 amino acids. Gene Ontology annotation, biological process: proteasome-mediated ubiquitin-dependent protein catabolic process.